Fomitiporia mediterranea MF3/22 is the source of this 1578-nucleotide messenger RNA. RefSeq lists its product as uncharacterized. NCBI's taxonomy places the organism in Eukaryota, Fungi, Basidiomycota, Agaricomycetes, Hymenochaetales, Hymenochaetaceae. The record is from RefSeq and is a predicted model, not a curated record. The coding region runs from base 1 to 1578 and encodes 525 amino acids. Gene Ontology annotation, molecular function: protein binding. The transcript is spliced from 4 exons.
AUGAUAGAAAACCCAUGCAAGCUAUUGUGCCUGCCUGAAGAAAUACUCAUUGAGAUCAUUUGUUGCUGUGAUGUGGAGGAUGUUGUCAGACUCAGCAUGACAUGCAAAUACUUACGGGAGAUCUGCUUCCUUCGUCCCAUCUGGCUGUCCCUCAUUCAAGACCUAGACAUCACUCAGGCUCCUGAUAUCAGUACACACCAACUGCCCGACAACUUUGCGACUGAAGAGCUAUACAAGAAAGCAAUCACCGCCGUUCGGAACGCACGCGCGUGGCGGACUCCUGGUGGCUUGAGGUUCGGCCAGGAGGUCUCUAUACACAUUGAUCCGGUGACACAAGGUGUGAUUGAAGGUGACUUACCUGGAGAAGGGAACGAGCGUGUAGAUCCUCGUCUCCUUCCUGGAGGGAAAUAUGCGCUCAUUGAGAACCAUGGACGACUGGAACUGUGGUCUUUGUUCCCGCGUGCUCGUGUAUGGAUUGCGAACCCUUCGAGAGAAGCGGAUUGUAUUGCUUUUGAUUUUGAGAUCGUGGAUGGAGGAGAAUCAAUGAAUAUUGCGGUGUUGUUCCUCAACGUCGCAACCGGAUGCUUCGUCCAGGUCUACAAGUUCGAGUUCCAGACACAGCAAGAUGAGUUACUGAGAGAGUACAAUCUACCCAUGGUGUUCUUCUUCCGGUUAAUGAUUCGCGGUGACCUGGUCAUGAUCCAUAUGCCACACAGUGUUCAGCUUACCCUCCUAAACUGGAUGACGGGGAACGUGCUUCUCUUGAACUUCACCAAUUCCGAGGGCCGACGUACAAACGCCAGAGCCGCACUCAUCGCAGACCAACAUCUCAUUGUCGUAAUGCAUCUCGGUGCACUCACAUUAACAGCAAUCCCCCUUGACUCUCUCGCACAGCAUUGGUCUAACGGGCAUGCAGAGGGAGAUGGAACGGACAUCACGUUCACACACGCGACUAUAACAAACCCAGAUCCUGUUCCUCAGCCUGAGACUGACAUCGACACGCCAACGCGACCCAACCAUGCGCUGAGGCUUCGCCUCGCUGAGCCAACGGCUGAUGACGAGGAAGAGCCGUACAUUCUUGCUCUGCAUGCUUUCACGCCUGUCUGGCAGCGGGAUGCACUUAAUGAGAGCGAUGCGCUUGUGGAGAUUUACGUUGUUGCGUAUGAUAACCUGCAGAACAAGAAGAAGAAAAGUCUCCUUUCGUAUCGCGUUCAGCUCACGCGCAUGGACAAAGAUAUCUCAGGUAGCACGAUAGAACAGGAUCCAGGUGUGCGGGAAGUGUCGAACGGACAAUGGCGUUUGAGACUCGUCCAGCAAACUCGUGCACCUGCUUCGAAGCUCCCAUGGAACUCGCAAAGUAUCUCGAACGCUGGGACGAUGUUCUCUAUGACGGACAAGUUCAAUUGUUAUACGUUGUUCUCUCCUUCACCUCAGCCUUCGAACGUCCUUCCGAUUACUCCGACCAUUAUUCCGGAGAACGUUGAUGCGGAUCCGGCUGUUGUGAAUGUGGAACCGACGAGUGGUGCACUUGCUGUUGGUACGCCUGGUUUACUUAGAGUGCUCCGAAUCAAGGAGUAG